Pectinophora gossypiella (pink bollworm) is the source of this 5211-nucleotide messenger RNA. RefSeq names its product dnaJ homolog subfamily C member 10-like. Gene Ontology annotation, cellular component: plasma membrane. Bases 412 to 4491 code for a protein of 1359 amino acids. The transcript is spliced from 26 exons. The record is from RefSeq and is a predicted model, not a curated record. Gene Ontology annotation, molecular function: ABC-type transporter activity; ATP binding; ATP hydrolysis activity. Lineage: Eukaryota; Metazoa; Arthropoda; Insecta; Lepidoptera; Gelechiidae.
UCUGUUAUACGCUAGCAGUUAAUUACAUUUAAUUAAAGUCAAUUUUAAAGUAAAACAAUAUAAUCGGACGCGUCAGGGAGUUGGUCGUGUGUAGUUUUGUUCGCUAAUCGAGUUUGUCAGGACAGCCCGCAUAUCAGUUAGCCACUGACCUCGCGGAGUUUCGCACACGCGCGGCUACGAAUUAUAUCCCGCGAUUUUAAGCGUUCGAUAUUUAAAUAUUUGUCAUUUUAUAUUUAAAUUAAAAUUAAACCUUUUAAAUACAAAAGGCCAUCACUAAUAUUUUUCUUAAUUUAAAAAAUAAUUUUGCAAUAAUAGUUUCGUUACAAGUCGCGCAAAACAUUUUGUGACUGAAAAACGAUCGAUCAUGAAAUAAAACUUUUUUUAAGUAAUAAUUUAAGUGUUUUAGUGAAAAUGUCGAGUGCUUUAGCUAAACUUCAGGGCUUGGGACAGAAGGUGAAGAAAUUGGAUCACCAUGACUGCAGAACACUACAAGUUAACAUGCCUACCCCCAGUUCAGUGGAUGUGGAAUUCAGCAAUAUUACUCUGACUGUGUCUGAUGGAAUCAGAUCUAAAAACAAGAAGACGAUCUUGAAGGGAGUGUCCGGUCGGUUCAGGUCUGGCGAGCUGGCGGCCAUCAUGGGUCCCUCUGGAGCUGGGAAGUCCUCGCUCAUGAACGCACUUACUGGUUUCUGCACAACGGGCGUAUCAGGCACGAUCAGCGCCGGCGACAGCGUGUGCGAGCUCGGGGGCAAGAAGACUUCACUGCGGAGCCUGCAGUCCUACCGCAAGAAGUCCUGCUACAUCCUCCAGGACGACAGGCUCAACCCGCUGUUCACUGUGGGCGAACUCAUGAAAUUCGCCGCCGAUAUGAAGCUCGGACACACUUUCACGGAGAAGCUUAAGUAUACUGUGAUACACGAAAUCCUGGACACGCUAGGACUAUCUGGCACGGAGAUGACGCGCUGCUGCAACCUGUCGGGUGGGCAGAGGAAGCGACUGUCCAUCGCCGUGGAGCUCAUCGACAACCCGCCUGUGAUCUACCUCGACGAGCCCACCACGGGUUUGGACAGUCUUACGUCCGGACAGUGUAUAGAGAUGCUCAAGAACUUGGCUCGCAAUGGCCGCACCAUUGUCUGCACCAUCCACCAACCUUCAGCUUCUGUCUACACCAUAUUUGACCAGGUUUACAUCUUGGCUGAGGGCAUGUGCAUAUACAACGACUCUAGCGCCAACACGGUCCCAUACUUGGCGACACUUGGUUUCCAGUGUCCCAUGUACCACAACCCGGCCGAUUAUAUUCUGGAAAUAGCAAACAAAGAGUACGGCAACUUCAACGAGCUGCUGGCUCAGAAGGUGAGGUUGUCUGACCGCAGUGAGAAGCCCCGGCUGCCUCCCGCCAGCGUGGACGAGAGUGACGCCUUCCAAUGUGGCAAGAUCUCCAUCAUCGUCCGGCCCCCGCAUGAGGUCUACCGGUUCACUACCCUUGUCAAGAGGUGUUUGCUGCAGCAGUACCGCGAUUGGACUGUAACCCACCUGAAGGUGGUGCUGCACAUCGUGAUCGGGGUUCUCCUGGGCCUCUUUUACGAGAAGGCCGGCAACGACGGCUCCAAGACCAUCAACAACAUGGGCUUCCUCAUCAUCUCUGCCGCUUACCUCUGCUACACAUCGCUGAUGCCUGCUGUUCUUAGAUUUCCUGCCGAGCUACCUGUGUUGAAGAAGGAGAAUUUCAACAACUGGUACAAGCUCAGCACAUACUACGCGGCGGUCCUUCUGACUGGAAUACCGAUACAGAUAUGGUACAGCUUCGUGUACUCAGUUCCGUCAUACUUCUUAUCUGGGCAGCCCCUAGAGUUGUCCCGGUUCUUCAUGUUCGUCAUGGUGUUGGCACACAUCACCCUGCUCGCUGACGCCGUCGGCAACGUCAUCGGAACCCUGGUCAAUCCUAUUAACGGUACCUUCUUCGGCGCGAUCACGACGUGCGCAAUGAUAGUGUUCGCUGGUUUCCUGGUACUGCUGCAGCACAUGAGCCCGGCAAUGAGGAUCAUCUCGUACUUCUCCUUCCUGCGGUACGCCUUCGAAGCUCUCGUGCUGUCCGUGUACGCCUUUGGACGACAGCCGCUUGAAUGCCCUGACACGAAGUUGUAUUGCCAUUUAAGGUUGAAAAUAUUUUUUCUAAGCUUUUUACUACUAAAAACAGUAAACUUAACUGAUGUCACAUACUACGAAAUACUUGGUAUAUCGAAACAAGCUUCGACACAGGAAAUUAGACAAGCUUACAAGAAAUUGGCGGUAAAGUUUCACCCAGAUAAAAAUCCUGGAGAAGCAGAACAAGAAAAGUUUUUAAAAAUCACAGAAGCAUAUGAAACACUGAAAGACCCAGAUAAGAGGCACAAGUAUGAUGUAUACGGCAGCUACCAAUCAUACACCAGGAAAUAUGAUUACCACAGCCAGACAGAGUACAACAACUUGUUCUACAACGGACUGUAUCAUGAUGACCCAUUUGUUGAUACACUGUCAAGCGGCAGUUUUUACACCUACUUAAAAGAAGGAUUUCAUUUCAUAAACUUCUAUUCGCCAUUCUGUCCACCCUGUCAAAACUUAGUGGAUCACUGGAAGAAGUUAGCUGAAAUGUAUAAAGGAAUUGUAAAAAUAGCUGCAGUAAAUUGUAAAUAUUACAACAACUUCUGUUAUAACUCCAUGAGAAUUGGCAGCUACCCAACAUUAUUGUUUUAUCCCUAUGGUAGAAAAGGCAGCUACAUAUACUACAGAGGCGAACGCACCAUAGACGCAUUGGAUCAGUUUGUGAUGACCUACAUAAAGAACCAAAUUCAUGUUCCUGUCAUUACCCAGAUUAGGAGUUCUGAUAAACCCAUAGCUUAUGUGCUAGGCAGCAACAGAAUUGAGGACAAUGCAUUAACGAGGAUCGCCUAUCACUUGAAAGGUCUAGUAACAGUAGCCGUAGUGGAAGAUGACGGACUUCGCGCAAAAUUAACCAAAGACGAAUACACGACAAUGGUAUUCAAGUUCAAAGGAACCACUAAAGAGAUUGAGAGCACAGAGGAGAGGGAUAUUCUGAAGGAGAUCGUCGCAGCUCUACCGAAGGUCGAGUUGAUAGACCCCGAAAGGUUAAAGAAAAUCAGAAACCAACUACGUAGUGGCCACCAAACCCCGUGGGUGAUCUACUUCUCAUCCAAAGAGAACGAUCAAGAACGACUGACGCUGCAUCAGAUGAUAGUUUCACAUCCUGACAUGCACUUUGGUGAAAUCGACUGCGAUACGUGGAACGAGCUUUGCGCAUCGCUACAAGUAGAAGAGACCCCUGACUGGGGAGUACUGAAGCCGGGGGGCGCGUACCAACGAGUGACCAAGCCUGGAUUAGUCUCCCUCGCUGUCACCGCUGUCAGACUACACUCGCUGUCUGCUACCGAGCUAGAGAGAAUAUUGGCUGGCGAUGCAGGCACAUGGGUGUUAGCGGUGGUUCCGUACAAACUAUCGUGGGAUCACAUCGCCGAGCCGUUCACGCAAGUCAGCUUGCAUUUCGCCGACACCGACGAUGACAUCAGUUUCGGCAUAAUGGUAUGCACACUAAACACAGACAAGUAUUGCCGACAAGUGGCUUCGGACCAGCCCGCGAUAUUAGUACAGUCUGGUCAUCAGAGACACUACUACAGCGGGCGCGUCCAGGAGACAGAGUUACUCGAGUUCAUUGACCUGCUGCUCGAUACACAAGACAUGGAGUUAAACGAGCAACAGAUCUUAGAGAUAAUGUCCCCUCAACGCUCCCACACGUGGGUGGUGGCGUUCCUGCCGGCACACUGUGGCCGCCUCUGUGACGACCUACUGCACCAAUGGAGGCUCGUCGCUAACAAACUGCGACCGUUAGGGUUCGUCCGUGUGGGCGCGAUGCAAUGCGCCCACUACACGGGCGGGUUCUGUAGCAAUGUGCGCGCGCCGACGGCGCGGCUAUAUCCCUUCGCUUCCGGGCAGCAUUAUACAGUAAGCCUACAACACCUGGGCCAAGCCCCGUACAUGCUGGAAUGGGCGCUGGAGUACAUCGACGACUCAGUGCUCAAGCUCACCUGGCAGACCUUCUCUCGACACGUCAUCGCUGAGGAGCUGACUCCCACCAGUGGCAAGAAACCCUGGUUGGUCUACUUCCACUCCCCGCGAUGCUUCCGGUGCUAUGAAAUGUACGCCGACUUCGCCAUCGCUGGUAUUCUCCUAAACAAUGCAGUGCAAUUAGGCAAAGUGAACUGCAUGAACGAGCGCGGUUUGUGCCAACACGAACAAAUUACGAGCUACCCGUCUCUCCGUCUAUAUCUUGGAAGAAACCACCAACACAGAUUUAGCAGCGUUAUAUCUAUACCUGUUAAGGAGUAUACGAGUAUGUUGGAAGAAAUCAAGCCACAUCUGAGGAAAUAUGAUCCCCAUUUGUUAGCGGAAAUUGACGAUAUAAGAGUCAGAAGUCAUGGGUUCCAUGAUGAGUUUUAGUAUGAACACCAUGCCAGCGAAAGUUGCAAUAUAACUACUUGGCAUAUGAACCAUUCUGCUGUGCUGUAGAUCAGGGUUAAAAAGGCCGCAUUGAAGCAAUUCAUUUAAAAAAGCAAUAUUGCAAUUUAACAUUGCGCACAUUUUUUUAUGCGCAAAUGUCAAAUAGCAAUAUCGCUUUUUUAUGUGAAUUGCUUGAAUGCGACCUUUUUAGACUCUCAGUUGUUGUAUAUAGGUAGUGUUGAAUGAACAUAUUAGUUUAAGUGUAACGGCGAGAAGAUUAAAAAACUGAUCAAAUCGAUCUCUAAUAACGUAAGUGGAAUUGAGGCUUCAAAUCAAAAAAUGACUAUUAAUUACUUAAUAAUGCCAAGCUUUCUUUCGCGUAAAAUUAUUAAUGUAGAUAACGCUUCGAUUCCCGCAGACACCUUAUUUUAUUUUAAGUUAUACCCGUCAUUUUCUUAUCUACCGAAAAGGAAAGGGACGGGAGAUUGACAACUGUUAAUUUUAAAAUGAAUGAGUUAUCCGUGCGAAUUUAUAGGCAUCUCGCUGUUAUGCAACCCGUUUCACAUGUGCUGUCAACUUAAUUCUGUUACUAACCAAUAUAAAAUUUUGGGAGUUUUUUUAAAUUUCUGCCUAAAAUUUUCAUGUGCGUUUCAUAAAUUUUAUGACUGUCCUUUUCCUUUUCGGCGAAUAAGAAAGAUGGUGUAUACUGGAAUCGGCACC